CGACGUACACGGUCGAGAGGACUUCCGCUUCUCUCCGACUUCUUGUUGUUUUGAGGCGUGAUAGAGAAAAGGAGCAUUUCAACUACACAAUUAACUGCGAUUUAACACAAUGGCUGUAGAAGUUGUGGGUUGUGAGCAGCAGUGAGUGGCCUCUACACCAGCACCUCCAGAGCACCAGCCUGCCCCCCAUCCAGACAUCUCAGCCACCCAUCCAGACAUCUCAGCCCCCCAUCCAGACAUCUCAGCCCCCCCAGCGGGGUGACAGCCCACCAGUAUGGAGGCCUCCUUCGGCCCCACCUUCUCAGCCGUGGUUCCUGGAGCUAAAACGGAAUCAUCCGGUACCUACAAGCAGCACCGCCGUACCCCCUCCUCCUCCAGUACCCUCACAUACUCGCCACGAGACGACGAGGAUGGCAUGCUCCCCAUCAGCACCCCGAGGCGUUCUGACUCUGCCAUCUCGGUGCGUUCCCUCCUCUCUGAGUCCAACAUGUCCCUCCGCUCGACCUUCUCUCUUCACGAGGACGACGACGACGCGGAGCCCCUGGUGUUUGCAGAGCAGCCGUCAGUGAAGCUGUGUUGUCAGCUCUGCUGCAGCGUUUUCAAAGACCCUGUCAUCACCACCUGUGGGCACACCUUCUGCAGGCGAUGUGCCUUGACCUCCGAUAAGUGUCCGGUGGACACUGCUAAGUUGACGGUGGUGGUGAACAACAUAGCUGUAGCAGAACAGAUAGGAGAGCUGUUUAUCCACUGUAAAUAUGGCUGCCGGCUCUUAAACACCACCCCCACUUCCCCUAACGGGGCCGGAGGAGGGGCUUCCCCUAACGGGGCCGGAGGAGGGGCUUCCCCUAACGGGGCCGGAGGAGGCAGUGCUGCUAGUCGGGGUGAAGGGACACCUAAGAUGGGAGGACCUGGGAACUUUGAGGUUGACCCAAUGGGCUGUCCUUUUACCAUAAAGCUCACCACACGCAAGGAGCACGAGGUGAGCUGUGACUACCGUCCAGUGCGCUGUCCCAACAACCCCUCCUGCCCUCCUCUCCUCACCAUGAACCUGGAGGGACACCUUAAGGAAUGUGAACACAUCAAGUGCCCUCACUCCAAAUACGGAUGUGCGUUUAUAGGUAACCAGGACACGUAUUCCACCCAUCUGGACCUGUGUAAGUUUGAAGGGCUGAAGGAGUUCCUGCAGCAGACAGAUGACAGGUUCCAUGAGAUGCAGGUGACCCUGUCUCAGAAGGACCAGGACAUCGCCUUCCUGAGGUCCAUGUUGGGGAAACUGUCUGAGAAACUGGACCAGCUGGAGAAGAACCUGGAACUGAAGUUUGAUGUCCUGGAUGAGAACCAGAGUAAGCUGAGUGAAGACCUGAUGGAGUUCAGGAGAGAUGCCUCCAUGCUGAACGAUGAGUUGUCCCACAUCAACGCCAGACUCAACAUGGGCAUCCUGGGCUCCUACGACCCCCAGCAGAUCUUUAAAUGUAAAGGGACGUUCGUAGGUCACCAGGGGCCAGUCUGGUGUCUGUGUGUCUACUCUACAGGGGACCUGCUCUUCUCUGGUUCCUCAGACAAGACCAUCAAGGUGUGGGAUACCUGCACCACCUAUAAAUGUCAGAAGACUUUGGAGGGUCAUGAUGGAAUCGUGCUGGCACUGUGUAUACAGGGGAACAGACUGUAUAGUGGCUCAGCUGACUGCACCAUCAUCGUGUGGGACGUCCAGACCCUGCAGAAGGUGAACACAAUCCGUGCCCAUGACAACCCGGUGUGUACGCUGGUGUCCUCCCACAGUAUGCUGUUCAGCGGAUCCCUCAAGGCCAUCAAGGUGUGGGACAUAGUGGGGACAGAGUUGAAGCUGAAGAAGGAGUUAACAGGACUGAACCACUGGGUUCGUGCUCUGGUGUCCGCUCAGAACCACCUCUACAGUGGAUCAUACCAGACCAUCAAGAUCUGGGACAUCCGUUCUCUGGACUGUGUUCAUGUCCUCCAGACCAGUGGAGGCAGUGUCUAUUCCAUCGCUGUCACCAACCAUCACAUCGUCUGUGGCACCUACGAGAACCUGAUACACGUCUGGGAUAUAGAGUCCAAGGAGCAGGUCCGGACCCUAACAGGUCAUGUGGGGACAGUGUACGCUCUAGCAGUCAUCUCUACACCAGACCAGACCAAGGUGUUCAGCGCCUCCUAUGACCGCUCACUCAGGGUGUGGAGCAUGGACAACAUGAUCUGUACCCAGACCCUCCUCAGACACCAGGGGAGUGUAACAGCCCUGGCCGUCAGCAGGGGGCGCCUGUUCUCUGGAGCUGUGGACAGCACCGUCAAGGUGUGGACAUGUUAGAGGAUGCUGAUUGGUUGGAGAGGUUGUUGUCGAGGAGAGCAGCUGUAUGUUCCCACCUCAGUGGACCACCCUGUGUCAAACGGACCAUAUGAACUCUGACACACACACACUCACACUCACUCACACACACACACACACACACACACACACACACACACACAUUGGUUCAUCAUCCUUCAGGAUCAUGACUGUUUUUAAUAUCUCUACCAAAUGAACUUUAACCCCUGAUGUGGGCGGGGUCAGAAGUGAUCACGACCUUUGUGUCCUUAGCCCAGUGCAUUAUGGGUGGAGCUGCCAUACCUUAGCUCUGCCCACUGACGACACCAGCCCUCCCCUGAUUGGGACAAUGCCAGAACUGUGUACUGAAGACUUGUUAGCUCCCCAAGUUAAUGCCUUGGCUUCAGUUCAGUCCCCCGGGGGACUGGACCGGUACUGACCCAGGGGACUGGACCGUUACUGACCCGGGGGACUGGACCGUUACUGACCCGGGGGACUGGACCGGUACUGACCUGGGGGACUGGACCGUUACUGACCCGUUACUGACCCGGGGGACUGGACCGGUACUGACCCGGGAGACUGGACCGGUACUGACCUGGGGGACUGGACCGUUACUGACCCGGGGGACUGGACCGUUACUGACCCGGGAGACUGGACCGUUACUGACCUGGGGGACUGGACCGGUACUGACCCGUUACCGACCUGGGGGACUGGACCGUUACUGACCCGGGGGACUGGACCGUUACUGACCUGGGGGACUGGACCGUUACUGACCCGGGGGACUGGACCGUUACCGACCCGGGGGACUGGACCGCUACUGACCCGGGGGACUGGACCGUUACUGACCCUGGGGACUGGACCGGUACUGACCCGGGGGACUGGACCGGUACUGACCCGGGAGACUGGACCGUUACUGACCCGGGGGACUGGACCGUUACUGACCCGGGGGACUGGACCGUUACUGACCUGGGGGACUGGACCGUUACUGACCCGGGGGACUGGACCGUUACUGACCCGGGGGACUGGACCGUUACCGACCCGGGGGACUGGACCGUUACUGACCUGGGGGACUGGACCGUUACUGACCCGGGGGACUGGACCGUUACUGACCCGGGGGACUGGACCGUUACUGACCCGGGGGACUGGACCGUUACUGACCCGGGGGACUGGACCGCUACUGACCCGGGGGACUGGACCGUUACUGACCCGGGGGACUGGACCGCUACCGACCCGGGGGACUGGACCGUUACUGACCCGGGGGACUGGACCGUUACUGACCCGGGGGGGACUGGACCGUUACUGACCCGGGGGACUGGACCGUUACUGACCUGGGGGACUGGACCGUUACUGAC
This is a messenger RNA of Oncorhynchus masou masou (cherry salmon), 3672 nucleotides long. It is a transcript of the gene traf7, whose product is annotated as TNF receptor-associated factor 7. Gene Ontology annotation, molecular function: protein binding. The transcript has 21 exons. NCBI's taxonomy places the organism in Eukaryota, Metazoa, Chordata, Actinopteri, Salmoniformes, Salmonidae. The record is from RefSeq and is a predicted model, not a curated record. Bases 275 to 2323 code for a protein of 682 amino acids.